AUGGUGCCCCCAGUUCAGGUCUCUCCGCUCAUCAAGCUCGGCCAAUACUCAGCCCUGGUCCUCGGCAUGGCCUAUGGCGCCAAGCGCUAUAGUUACCUAAAGCCCCGGGCAGAGGAGGAGAGGAACAGACUAGAUGAGCUGAAAUGCAUUGAAAGAGAACGGGCAGAAGCUCAAGAUGUGCAUUGUUAA
Chionomys nivalis (European snow vole) is the source of this 189-nucleotide messenger RNA. Its product is annotated as ATP synthase subunit e, mitochondrial-like. The record is from RefSeq and is a predicted model, not a curated record. NCBI's taxonomy places the organism in Eukaryota, Metazoa, Chordata, Mammalia, Rodentia, Cricetidae. The coding region runs from base 1 to 189 and encodes 62 amino acids. Gene Ontology annotation, biological process: proton motive force-driven ATP synthesis. Gene Ontology annotation, molecular function: proton transmembrane transporter activity. The transcript has a single exon.